Molecule: messenger RNA, 726 nt
Organism: Penicillium vulpinum
Lineage: Eukaryota; Fungi; Ascomycota; Eurotiomycetes; Eurotiales; Aspergillaceae
Exons: 3
Coding region: 1-726 (241 amino acids)
Source: RefSeq, a predicted model, not a curated record
AUGGAGCUAGCCGUGACCCCCGUCGUGCUGGUAGAGCUAACCAAGGAGCUGGUCACGAUGAUAGACAACACCAGCUUCACUACCGAACGCAACCAUGCCAUCAUCCAAACCAACACCAUCACCAGCAGCGCUCUUCCCGAUGGGGAUGGCGACAUCCCUAUGCGUCCAAAAAAAACACGCCUUAGUGAAGGCCCAUCGCAAAACGUGGGCAAUGAAGUCGCGCAGUGGAUGGAGAUGUUACCGCCAAACGUUCUAGAGCAGCUCGAGCUACAUUCUAUCAAAGGCAUGUCAAGGCCCCAUCGAGACACCAUUGAUGGACUAGAUGUGGAAGAGUUUCACCACAAAUGCUCUGAAAAGUUGCUCCAGGCUGUAGACAUCUUGACUGAAGUCAUUAUCAUGCACAAUUCACUUUCAGCACAUCUUGGGUCAUCCAUCCCCGCCAUCCAUGCAGUUGAUAUCAACUGCGCUUCCCAAAAUCAAUUAAAAGAUGCAAAAAAGAAAGAACACACAGAAUGCUCUUCAUCUAUGGGCCAUCAGGCUGGGGAGAAUUUAUGGGAUAUCGAGAAGGCAUUGGAAGACAGUUCAAAUUUGACUCCUGAGUCUCUCGAAUACAUGGCUGGAUCAAAUUUCAAUAUUUGGUUGGAAUCGAACGACUUUGACCUCGAAAGUCCUUCAUCGUUGGGUUCAUCACUGGGUACAUAUGAUGUUGACGAAGCCGUUUCCUGA